Exophiala aquamarina CBS 119918 is the source of this 870-nucleotide messenger RNA. RefSeq lists its product as uncharacterized. The record is from RefSeq and is a predicted model, not a curated record. The transcript is spliced from 3 exons. NCBI's taxonomy places the organism in Eukaryota, Fungi, Ascomycota, Eurotiomycetes, Chaetothyriales, Herpotrichiellaceae. Bases 1 to 870 code for a protein of 289 amino acids.
AUGUCUCGAGCAACCCCCGAUGAUCAAUUGAAGUUCCUGCUGAGCUGUGUGCGACACUCCAACAACGGCAAGGUUGAUUUCGUACAAGUCGCGAAGGAAUGCAGUAUCGUCAGUAAGGGAGCAGCAGCCAAGCGAUAUGAACGUCUUAUGAAGACCAACAAUAUUUCCGCCAAUGGUUCCUCCACUGAAACUGCACGAAAGCCAACAACUGCAGGAAAAUCAACAACAACUUCAGGAGAGCAAAAGCCAAAAACAGUCCAUGAGAAGCCUGCUGCAGCCAAAAAGCGGAAAGCUGAGCAGGGCCAUCCUCUGCCUUCAACCAAGUCGGAUGUCAAGCACUCCAGCCAGGCCCAGCCAACGACCAAUAAGAUGAAAAAGGUUGAGCAAGCAGUCGACUCACCAUCUUUCAUGGUCAACCUGCCUCCAUACGGUGCCAGAGGCGAAGGGAUGCCGGUUGGUACGAGAGGAGUCCUUAUCUCACGACAAUCGGCGCCUCAAGUUUAUCACAACCAAGUUCCCAGAGGCCAUUUCCAAGAUUUCCAAGGAGUCAGAAGUAUGCCAGCUAAUCAUUUUCCCUAUGGAAUGCACAUGGCAAUGGCACCUGUGCAACCAAAUCAAAUGGACCACAGUCUUGGGCAGUUUGAUGCACAGAAUCAUGGCUUGGAGGAGUAUCUCAAUAGAGAUGUGUACUACAAGACGGCAGCAACUCCAGCAGUUCAGUCCCAACCUUCUCUUCUCAACAGCAUGGCCCCGAAGACUUUCCCACCCCCACCACAGGAAGUACAAUUCUUGCCACAGUCUGGCGAAGCUUCGGCAACCCAAGAAGCAAAAGGCAAAAAGCCUGAUGGUAGCAUUAUCAUCGAGGACUGA